Molecule: messenger RNA, 2640 nt
Organism: Gadus morhua (Atlantic cod)
Lineage: Eukaryota; Metazoa; Chordata; Actinopteri; Gadiformes; Gadidae
Product: C1q-related factor
Exons: 2
Coding region: 301-1149 (282 amino acids)
Molecular function (GO): protein binding
Source: RefSeq, a predicted model, not a curated record
ACACGACACACUUAUACUUUGACACACAUACACAAACACACACACACACACACACACACUUUCUCUCCCUCUCUCCACCUCUCUCCCUCUUUCUCUGUGAGGCUGGCUUUGUCUCCACGCUGCUUCUCUGUGGAGAGCACCUCGCUCCUCUCCUCUCCUCUCUCCUCCGCGCUCCUCCGACCGGACGCCUCCCCGCAACGCGCCACCAUUCCCCCCCCGGAGAGCUCUGCGCUGGCAGCCCAGCCCCGGUCGCGGCUCAGCCUGGGGAGAAAGUCCCUGGUGGUGGCCGCCGUGGGGGUGAUGCUGGUGCUGGUGCUGGUGGUCCUCAUCCCCGUGCUGGUCAGCUCCGUGGGCGCCGCCGGGGACGCCGAGCAGACCCCCUCGCACUUUGAGAUGCUGGGCACCUGCAAGAUGGUCUGCGACCCCUUCACCAACACGGAGACGGGCGUCAUGGAAACAGGCGGCGGCGGUGGCGGCGCGACGACAGACCCCCCCUUGGACGACAACCACCUUCGGGACGCCUCGGACGCCGUCCGCCUCUCGGGCCCGUCGCCGCUGCCCACCUACGGAGUCUUCGGGCCGCAGGGCCGGCACGGACGCCCCGGGAAGCCCGGACCCCCGGGACCGCCCGGAGAGCCUGGUCCGCCGGGACCCAAGGGCCCGCCGGGGGACGGCGUGGACGUGGUGCGGGCGGGGGCCCUGGGCGCGGUGGGCGGUCGGGGGACGGUGAGCGCGGCCACGUACAGCACCAUGCCGCGCGUGGCGUUCUACGCGGGCCUGCGGAACCCGCAGGAGGGCUACGACGUGCUGCGCUUCGACGACGUGGUGACCAACAUCGGCGAGAACUUCCAGGGCCCCUCGGGGAAGUUCAUCUGCAAGAUCCCCGGGACUUACUUCUUCAUCUACAACGUGCUGAUGAGGGGCGGGGACGGGACCAGCAUGUGGGCCGACCUCAUCAAGAACGGCCUGGUGAGGGCCAGCGCCAUCGCCCAGGACCAGGACCAGAGCUACGACUACGCCAGCAACAGCGUGAUCCUUCACCUGGACGCCGGCGACGAGGUCUUCAUCAAACUGGACGGGGGCAAGGCUCACGGGGGCAACAGCAACAAGUACUCCACCUUCUCAGGGUUCAUGCUCUUCACAGACUGAGGGGGUGUCCAAAAGGCCAAAUCCACCGACAUCCACUUCCUGCCUUCCACUCGGCUCUCUGGCGAGGCAGGUUGGCGUUGUCUCUAGUCACUGAUCCAGUCCGUUAUGUAAUGUUUGUUUUUGUCUUUGUUCAAAAGAGAGCCCCCUGCGCUCGGAAACCCACAAAUGUUAUUUUGCGGUGAAUUUUCUUUCGGCAGCAUGACGUUUGGUGUGACAGAUUUUUUCAAAAGCAGAAACGUUUAUCCCCCCUUCCCUUCUAACACAGAUGGACAGCUUCUCUGUGCUUCCUGGACGUUGUGGGUGAUGUGCCUGUAUAACUCAAAUGUGUGAUGUCAGAACUAGGCCAGACCUAUCAUGGUCCAGUAAGCAAAAAAUAUUCAAAUUAUUUGGCGAGGGAGGGGGUAGGAAGGGGAGGCUAUUUCAUACAUCCCGUUAUUCUCAACGAGGGUUAUAAGGCAGUUUAUUGAAAAUAUGAUAUCUACAUAUUCAUAUUCAAAAUGAAACAUAUUGUAAUGUCGGGUGCAGGGGACUCUUCAUGGUGGCCAUCCGUUGCUCGUAGUAACCGUCUGCCUCAAGCGUUGUGCUGUUCCUUAUCACCCAUACGUCGUAGUACAACGUAUUACAGCGUGCCUGCCACUGUGGGGGGAGAAAGAGAGGAGACCCGUGUAAUUGGCUGAUUGAGACAGAGGCGAGCCACGCUAUUGGUGGAUUGAGACAGAGGUGAGCCAUGCUAUCGGUCGAUUAAGACAGAGGUGAGCCACGCUAUUAGUGGAUCAAGAGACGCAAGCCGCAUGAUUGGUGGAGAGAAAGAUAGGUGAGCCACGCUAUUGGUGGACAGGGAAAGAGGCGGGCCACCUGGAAUGACGUGAGCCAUAAGAUGGGUGGACAGAGAGUUGAAGCCAGGAUUUUAGGGUAAAAAAGACCAACCGUCAUCGUCAGCCGGGCAGUCGGGCUGUCACUCUGAAUCCUAGCGGUGGAUCCCUGCGCCCACGCGUCGUCCUUGUACCUGCCUGGCUGAGCAGGCGUUCUCUCACGCUGCCGCGGAUGGUCAUUUAGGAUGACAGACGCUUUCCUAAAAUGUUGUUUGCUUGUGUUUUUGUUGUGACUACCUGGAAACACCAUGUCAUGUGAUGUUAUGUUUUGCAUAUUGUGCAGGUGGGUAACAUUGUACAUUUUGAAAUUGAUAAUUGAUGUAUGAACACAUUCAGAGAAGUCUAUAUAUAUAUAUUUAUUUGUGUGUGUAAUAAAUUAAUAUUGCUGUUGGUCGUUACUCUAAUGAUACUAAAUGUGUGAGAGAAUCACAGGUGAUUUAUAAAUCUAUUCAUUUGUGAUCUCGGAAGUAAAAAUACAUUUUAUUGUAUUCAUUGAUGAUGGUGACGAUAACAAUGAACAAAUGGCUAUGCUUGAUGAGAAAUCAAAUGUAACGUAGUCUUUUUUUCUAAUCUGUUCUUCAAUGUUCAUGCCUUUGCUAAUAAACAUAGGGUCUCAUAA